Conger conger (European conger) is the source of this 2559-nucleotide messenger RNA. RefSeq names its product extracellular calcium-sensing receptor-like. The record is from RefSeq and is a predicted model, not a curated record. The transcript is spliced from 6 exons. Gene Ontology annotation, cellular component: membrane. Gene Ontology annotation, biological process: G protein-coupled receptor signaling pathway. Gene Ontology annotation, molecular function: G protein-coupled receptor activity. Bases 1 to 2559 code for a protein of 852 amino acids. NCBI's taxonomy places the organism in Eukaryota, Metazoa, Chordata, Actinopteri, Anguilliformes, Congridae.
AUGGCACUGAAGACUAUUCUGCUGACACUGGCAGUCCUCUGGGCUAGAGCACAGACACCACCAUGCAGAAUACUGGGGAGGGCUGCCAAGCCCAGCUUCUAUCAACAAGGAGACAUCUACAUUGGUGGGGUCUUCUCCCUGCAUAGCAAUCCAACAGAAAUAAACAUCCAAUUCAAAACCACACCGGAGCCCCUAAAGUGUCCAAGGAUUAAUUUCAGAGAAUUGCGAGUGUCCCACACUAUGAUCUUCGCCAUUGAAGAAAUUAACAACAGAACUGACCUCCUCCCAGGUGUAUCUCUUGGAUAUAAGAUAUAUGACACCUGUGCUUCUACAACAUUCUCUAUACGGUCAGCCAUGGCUCUGAUGAAUGGGUAUAAGGAAAUGCUGAACGACACAUCUUGCUCCACACCAGAAACAGUGAAGGCCAUUAUUGGAGAAUCUCGGUCUACAAACUCCAUUGCAAUUGCUGCAGCAGUUGGAUUAUUUCAAAUCCCACUGAUCAGCCACUUUUCAACAUGUGCAUGUCUGAGCAACAGAAAAGAGUUUCCCUCAUUCUUCAGAACGAUUCCCAGUGACUAUUACCAGAGCAGAGCACUGGCUCAGCUGGUGAAGCACUUUGGCUGGACCUGGAUAGGAGCUGUGAGGAGUGACAGUGACUAUGGCAACAAUGGGAUGGCAACGUUUAUAGAUGCGGCUCAACAAGAAGGCAUCUGCAUUGAGUAUUCCGAGAAAUUUCAAAGAACAGAACCAGCGAAACUACUGAAGGUUGUAGAUGUUAUCAAAAGAAGUACUGCAAAAGUAAUUGUAGCAUUUCUUGACCAGCUUGAUAUGAACAGCUUAUUAGUUCAACUGACCAUUCAGAACAUUACUGGUCUUCAAAUGGUUGGCAGUGAAGGCUGGAUAACAGCAAGCAAUCUAGGAACACCUAUGGGUUUCAGAAUACUGGGCGGGUCUAUUGGGUUUGCUAUCAGUAGAGCCAAGAUAAAUGGAUUUAAAAAGUUUUUGUUGAAACUUCACCCAUCCCAGUACCCAAACAAUACUGUGGUUAUAGACUUUUGGGAAGCUGCCUUUCAGUGUUCUCUAAGAAAAGGAGAUGACAAGCCUCAUAUUGCCCCAUGCACUGGAUCUGAGAGCUUGAGUGAAUUGGAAAACCAAUACACUGAUGUAUCAGAGCUGAGAUUCUCCAAUAAUGUUUAUAAAGCAGUGUACGCUGUUGCUCAUUCUCUACAUGACCUGCUGGCAUGUACACCCCAUCAAGGCUGUACAAAUGGUGUGAAAAUAGAACCCUGGCAGGUGCUUGAGGCUCUGAAAAAAGUCAAUUUUAGUUUGGGAAAUGGGGAGUAUGUCUCCUUUGACAAUAAUGGAGACCCAGCAGCCAGAUAUGAGGUGGUGAACUGGCAGCUUUCUCCUGAUGGUGCAGUAGAGUUCAGAGUGGUUGGCUUCUAUGAUGCUUCUUUACCAUCUGAUCAGCAGUUUGUGAUGAGUGCUGUUAGUAUGGUUUGGGCAGGUGGGGAAAAUGAGAAACCCAGGUCAGUGUGCAGUGAGAGCUGUCCCCCAGGCACCCGGAAGGCUGUGCAGAGAGGAAGGCCAGUCUGCUGCUAUGACUGUGUGCCCUGUGCUGAGGGAGAAAUCAGCAAUGCUACAGAUUCUAAUGACUGUAUUCAAUGCCCGGAGGAAUACUGGUCUAAUGCUAAAAGAGAUCAAUGUGUUUUAAAGACUGUUGAAUUCCUGUCUUUUAAAGAAAUUAUGGGAAUAGUGCUUGUUCUUUUUUCAUUGUUUGGAACUUGUGUAACUCUAUUUGUGGCCGUUUUGUUCUUUAUUCAGAAGGAUACACCCAUUGUGAAAGCCAACAACUCAGAGCUGAGUUUCCUGCUACUCUUUUCAUUGAAACUGUGUUUCCUGUGCUCUCUUACCUUCAUUGGCCGACCCUCUGACUGGUCCUGUAUGCUGCGCCACAUUUCAUUUGGGAUUACCUUUGUCCUCUGCAUUUCUUGUGUUCUUGGGAAAACAAUAGUGGUGUUAAUGGCUUUCAGGGCAACACUUCCUGGUAGUAAUGUCAUGAAGUGGUUUGGGCCUCCCCAGCAGAGAUUGAGUGUUCUUGCUUUCACUCUCAUACAGGUCCUUAUUUGUGUACUUUGGUUAAUAAUAUCCCCUCCUUUCCCCAACAAGAACAUGAAGCACUACAAAGAAAAGAUCAUUCUAGAAUGUGAUGUAGGAUCAGCAGUGGGGUUCUGGGCUGUGCUGGGCUAUAUUGGGCUCCUCGCUAUAUUGUGUUUUGUUUUAGCUUUUCUGGCUCGUAAACUGCCUGACAACUUCAAUGAAGCCAAAUUCAUCACAUUCAGCAUGCUCAUAUUCUGUGCAGUCUGGAUCACCUUUUUACCUGCUUAUUUCAGCUCACCAGGAAAGUUCACUGUAGCUGUGGAAAUAUUUGCCAUUUUAGCUUCCAGUUUUGGUUUGCUUUUCUCUAUUUUUGCGCCCAAGUGUUACAUCAUUCUGUUAAAACCUGAAUUAAACUCAAGAAAACAUAUGAUGGGCAAGAUGCCCUCAAAAUCUCUUUAA